Messenger RNA from Bombus huntii, 2274 nucleotides. RefSeq names its product protein NDRG3 (gene MESK2). The record is from RefSeq and is a predicted model, not a curated record. Gene Ontology annotation, cellular component: cytoplasm. Lineage: Eukaryota; Metazoa; Arthropoda; Insecta; Hymenoptera; Apidae. The transcript is spliced from 10 exons. The coding region runs from base 597 to 2021 and encodes 474 amino acids. Gene Ontology annotation, biological process: signal transduction.
GUAGUCUGAGUCGUGUAUUCGGGCCAAUAGUAAUCGUGCGGUGCCUUUGAGAACACGGUACGGUCUCUCGUUAGUCUUGUCUCUCGUGGUGCGUUUUCACACGUCACACGUCGGAAACAAAAAGGGCAAACGAAGGAAAAGAAGGGAACAACGACGAAAGUUACGUCAGAGCACCGCGUCGGUUAAGGAACGAAAAGAUAAAAUCACGAGUUAGCUGUGAGAGCUGUCGCGAAGGGAUCGAGCAACAGAAAGAAGAGCGAACACAAAGAUCCCUAACGCUUCGUAAUCGUUUGUCGCGUCUCUGUUUCCGUACUAUCUUGUUCGAAAGUCGCAGAGAAGCUGCAACUCUUUUUCGGUACCAGAAUUCCGCAGCGGGAGCCGCGCAAGACGAGCAUCAUCAACGCGGCAACAGCAGCAAGCAGCAAUCGGAGAGGAGAACAACGUGGGACGCGUGUCGGCGAAGAACAUCGAAGUCAGAGGUAGAUCCACCGCAACGGUGGAUAGGAUCAUCCUUGUCGAAGACGUCCGAAUAGGUCGUCCGAGUCGGGGUUGGGUUUUAUCAUCGUGGGCGAGCAACAGCGAGCGGAAACGUCGCCAUGCCGGCAGGUAUUGGCGCUUCGUACAGGUCGUUAGGCGACCUGGGCGAAGACGUGUACAAAAGUACAACGAUCGUCGACCAAACACAGACUACCGGGCAGAGCGUCCUCGAGAGUGUCAAGAAGGCUUUCAGUUUCGCCUCGCCCAAGGUCGAGCUAAGGAAAAAGGACCCGCUGAUCGUGGACCGCCGUGAGAGCGUCUCGAUCGUCUCAAGGGAAAGAAACAGGAUGCCGACCGCAGCCACACCCGAGAAAUCUGCUCUUUUGGGCACGAUGCCUUCAGAUAGUAUGGACGACAUUGAACUGAAAAAUAUUCAACUUCAAUUUCCUCCGCUAAGAUGCCUAUCGAGAGACGACAGUUCUGUGCGAGAGGAAAGGGUUGAAACCGACAAAGGGAGUUUGCUGGUGGCUGUGCAAGGGAACCGAGCGAAACCUGCCAUUCUUACUUAUCACGACUUAGGCCUUAACUAUAUAUCGAGCUUCCAGGCGUUCUUUAAUUACAUCGACAUGAGAGUUUUACUCGAAAACUUCUGUGUUUAUCAUGUGAAUGCACCGGGUCAAGAAGAAGGUGCACCCACGCUGCCUGAGGAUUACGUCUAUCCGUCCAUGGAUGAACUGGCUGAACAGUUGCUCUUCGUACUGGGCUAUUUUGGCCUGAAAUCCGUAAUCGGUUUUGGAGUCGGCGCCGGGGCCAACAUACUAGCGAGAUUCGCACUUGCUCAUCCGGAGAAGGUUAAUGCUCUGUGCUUGAUAAACUGCGUGUCGACGCAGGCAGGUUGGAUCGAAUGGGGCUACCAGAAGCUGAACGUUCGUCAUUUGAGGUCACAGGGCAUGACCCAGGGUGUAUUGGACUAUCUGAUGUGGCAUCACUUUGGCAGGGGUACGGAGGAAAGAAACCACGACCUCGUCCAAGUGUACAAGAACUAUUUUGAGCGUCGUGUAAAUCCAACGAAUCUAGCGCUAUUAAUCGACAGCUACGUUCGUCGUACAGAUCUGAACAUCACGAGGGAAUUAGACCCGACGCGUAAGAAGGAAGGUCUGACGCUCGGUGUACCUGUGAUGAAUAUCACCGGUGCUUUGAGCCCACACGUCGACGACACCGUCACGUUAAAUGGACGAUUAGAUCCGAUGAACAGCUCUUGGAUGAAGAUUUCUGAUUGCGGAAUGGUACUGGAGGAGCAACCGGGCAAAGUAAGCGAGGCUUUCCGACUGUUUCUGCAGGGCGAAGGAUAUGUGGUGAGAUCCCCGCGGAAGCCCAUGACGCCGACAACACCCGAAGUGGCACCACUAUCACCGUUGAAAAUGGCUGACUACAGACUGGCUUCCCUCGAAGGACUCAAUCAUGUUUGCAGUAAGAAGAUCGAUUGGCCCACCGCCACUAUACACAUCACCGAGAAUCCUAUAUCGGAGGCAGUCGUUUGUUAAAUUUUUCUCGAGAAAUUCCACAAUUUACCAUUGGUUAUUUUUUUCGAAUGACUAAGCAUGCAAUGAACUCGAAAGAAAAAGAAAAUGAAGAAAACGAAAAAGAAAAACAGAACGACGCAGAUCGAAUCGGACAUCGAUUUUUUUUUCGAGGCUUCGUCGGAGCAACGAUAAACGUGGUUCUAACUUCUAAUUUUCGUUUAUCAAGCUAACAUCGAUUAUUCGAUUUUUAGUUCUAAGCAUAUUUUUACUUUGA